This is a messenger RNA of Mesocestoides corti, 825 nucleotides long. The record is from the annotation of a GenBank genome assembly. Lineage: Eukaryota; Metazoa; Platyhelminthes; Cestoda; Cyclophyllidea; Mesocestoididae.
AUGACUCGGGUCUAUCCUGCGUUAUGGUUCAACGCGAUGGAUGCCAAUCUCGAUCACGUAGAAGGCGUUCCAACUCUGGCAGAAGGUGAGGACAUUGACUCGGUUAGCACAGACUUUGACGAGUCUGAGCCCUCUCCACCUGUUGUCGUCGAUCGGUAUGGUUUUAGCGGAGGCCAGCAAUACACAGACCCCAACAAUGAAUUCCUUCCCCCCAUUGAUGUCUUGCGUGCUCGUGAAAUGAAAUGGCUGAUGAUGUGUCGAAACUGGGACUACUGGUCUUCCACGGGUUUGAAGAAGCUUCGAGAACGUUGUCGCAAGGGCAUACCCGAUUCGAUGCGAGGUGAGGCCUGGCAAAGAUUGGUAGGCAGCGCAGUGACUAAAUAUCGUCAGGCUGGAAUCUACGUCGCUGAAUCUGUGGAGGAGCCACAAGUAGUUCCUGCUUCCCGAAAGUUCUUCCGCAGCGCUUCCCGCCUCAGUGGAUCUCGAAGUCUUCCUACGGUAGUCGCCAAUUCCCCCAAAACCAGCAGGAAUCCCAUUCUUGAUUCCCCGCACAAAGACCCCGUUCCUGCGAUGCCCACAGCCCUUCCUCCACCAGUCGCUCCAAGUCCCUCCACCUACCGUGACGCCCUCUCUCGUCGCAAGUCCUCCUCCACCCACUUCAAGUCCUUCCGCAAAUUCGGCUCCCUCUUCCGUCUUAACUCAACGAAGCUGGCUGAUCCGCCGAACCCACCGCAGCAACAGACGGGGGAGGUCGGUGACGAGACAGAUUCGUCCAACUUCUUCCAACAAGGCGAAGCUCUGGACGCCGAACGGGCUCGCACCUAC